GCAAACUUGGCCUUAUCAAGACCGCAUCACAACGCUGCACUAUCUUGCCCGCUUCAUCGAGUCCGGCACUUUUGGAGUGUUUGACGAGACCCGACCAAUUACCAGUCGCAUGGGCAGACAAAGCCUCCUGACAAAGACAUCCCCGAACUCACGCCCUGCGCUCUGUCCCCGAGGCGGACCCAGGGGAAUCCUCCUGCUUCGGAGCACAUCCGUCAUAUCAACAACCAACCACCCGGGAGUUAGUGUCGCCAUCGAGCCGUUGUCAUGUCGCCGCCAGAGCCCUAUACCGUCAUCACCCGGGUCCCCAUUCCGGCCUCUCUCUCUCCCGCGACCGUCCUCGCAGCCCUGCAGACAUACGAGGCCCUCAUCACGCCGAAUCCUUACAUGGACCGAUAUGAACGGCUUCUUCUCGAUGCCCACGGAAUUGCGGCCGACUCCUUCUUCCGUUCUGACGGCACGAAUUUGCAAGCCUUCGUCGUCUACGACCGCGUGCCCAUCAUCCCGGGCGUAGGUUCCUGGGCGACCAAAGAAGUUGCCAUCCCCUGCGUCUUUCAGAGCUUCGAGCACGGCGUCCGGUGCUGCGCUCGCGCGCAGGGCGGUGUUACUGUGAGGAGCAGCUAUGAAGUGAGGCGUCGCGGGGAGGUGACGGACGGUCCCGAGCUGGUGGUGGCCGGCCCCAGUGAUGAAGGCGACUAUGAGCUUGUUGACAUAUCUAGCAUCGAGUGCAGCGCGCUUGUGAAACCGUUCGUCAAGAUGCGUUUCUCGAGCGCGCACUCGGCGCUCCUCCAGCAGGUCGUCGGCAACCUCAUGAAGUCGGGGCGGGGGAGAACCGGUGCCGCCCACGAUGCAGGCCAGUAA
This is a messenger RNA of Parathielavia appendiculata, 858 nucleotides long. RefSeq lists its product as uncharacterized. The transcript has a single exon. Lineage: Eukaryota; Fungi; Ascomycota; Sordariomycetes; Sordariales; Chaetomiaceae. The record is from RefSeq and is a predicted model, not a curated record. The coding region runs from base 265 to 858 and encodes 197 amino acids.